Molecule: messenger RNA, 1380 nt
Organism: Daldinia loculata
Lineage: Eukaryota; Fungi; Ascomycota; Sordariomycetes; Xylariales; Hypoxylaceae
Exons: 1
Coding region: 268-753 (161 amino acids)
Source: RefSeq, a predicted model, not a curated record
ACCAUCUAUGUAAAGCUACCUAACCUAAGGUAACCGAUCAUUAAUAAAGUCGAGAAAUAUUAAACCGCUUAAUUUCGUUGAUUAUUAAAUCUCCCGCUUUCCGUCGAAGAACUUGACAUUUGAUAUUCUUUGCCCUUUGAGGCAAUAUACGUCACAAAACUACUGUGCCAUCGAAACUCAAGUAGAUAGUCAAAAUACGGACGCGCCACAAACCCCAUAUCAUAUAUAUAUCAAGUCCUCAACAGCCAACGCCGUCGUUAUAUCAUCAUGGCACUAGGAAGAUGGACGUUUCCUACCAGUAGGAAGCCUUCUUCUGCCAGUUCCGGCGGCAAUCGCUCAAACGGCACUACGACACCAACCGACAACGAAAAUCAAGAUCCCUCAAAAUCACAAUCUCGCCUACUACGAACCCUGACCGGAGGCUUCAGAUCCCACAAGUCUAAGAAGUCGGAAGAGCGCGACGAGUUUGCUCAUCUGAACAAACCAUUCACCCAACAGAAUCUAGAACACCAGAAGAUACUGAACACCUUCGAAUGGAACUUUGGAAAGAGAAGGUCGAGUCACGGCGGUCGAAGUAGUACGAGCGGCAUCAGCCCGAGUGCUUCGCGGAACACCAGUGUUGACCACAGCCACGUACCUCCGGACUCCGAUCCAAUAGAGACACGUCCUCGAUUCAACAGUGUCUUAAUCCAGGAGUCGUCUCGGGAGGACCCGCGAGGGGAGCAACAGACACAUCGAACAGAGAGGAACUAGGCUUUUAAUGGGAGUAGGCGAAACGGUUUGAUGGGCUACGAUAAGACGAAUGUAAUGAUACCUGGACGGAUUUAUUCACUGGUUGGCGUUGAGGGAUAAAUAGACAUUAGGAGGAAAGGUUGGAGGCAUUGAUUAACAUGCGGUAAUAUGUACACAUGGUGGUAAAAGUUAUGAAGGCCUCAGAAUUUUCAGUGUAAAAUAUAACUCAUUGGAGAUAUCCUCAUAGACUGUGUAAAAUCGUUCAUCAUUGGCCAUAUACAGUUGAAAAAGAAAAAAAACUUGAUAUCAAGUCAAGUUCUGACUUGUCUUAACGAAAUCUUGGAGUAGUCAUUUCUGUCUGGUGGUUUGGAAAUAUCGACACUGCUUAGUGCGAGCAUAACAGAAUGUCCAAGUAAGAGAUGAUAGUUAAAUGGUGUUGAGAUUAUGCGAAUAUCGUGAACCUCAGGUCUCCUACCCUGAAUGAAGAAUAGGUAUGUACCUAUCUAAGUCUGCUUGAUAGUAGCCAUCUCGAGUUUCGUGGAUAUACGGCGACCUUGGAGCAUAGCAUUAACAUGCAUUGCAGAGAUGGUUGAGCAUCAGAAGAAUGUCACAAUUCUGUAAAGUGGUUUCGAGAAAGAAGAAAAGUCC